AUGAAUGACUUGAAUGACUCUUCUUUGCUGACUCCUCGCAGAAGACAGGCCGCCACAGAAGAACACAAAACCAAGAGGAAAUACAGAGAAGAAAACAACCACAGACUCUAUCUUCCGGUCAUCGCUUCCAAGGACGGCAGAUAUGUACGUAAAGCUAUACACAGUUACAGUUAUAAAUACAAAGACUUCUCUCUGACAGUAACAGGCUCCGGCUUCCGCCCCAGCACCAGCGUCCUUCCCGCCGUCUCAGAAGAUCCUGGACUUCACUCGACCUACAACAUGAUGAAGCUUGUCGUCCUCGCCCUGGCACUGGCAGCAGCCUCUGCUGGCACCAUCUACACGCCCUCCUACCCAGGCCUCGGCCUUACCUAUGGUGCCAGCCCUCUGGUGCACCCCGGCGUCCCCGUCGUCCAGCCCGCCCCUCUCACCUACACCGUUGGAGCCGCCCCCGCCCUCGUCAACCCCGCGCCCUACCGCGUCCACACCGGCGUCAAGACCGUGGUCGCCGCCGAGCCCGUGGAGCAGCACGGCUACGUCGUCAGGUACUAGAGGCGGGGACGCCGGUCCACGUCCCCAGCAGAAGGGGACGGGGCAGCGCCGUGCCACCGACAGCUAUGCGAAACAGCGCCCUCGACUAGUGCCCUCCCGCGCGUGUGGCGAGGGAGGGCAGAGUCCUGGGUCGGGCGACGGACGUCGCUCUCAUGCCAGGAUCUUCAUUCUGUUCACUCUCUUCUCUGUCAUUAAACAAAAAUUAAU
Molecule: messenger RNA, 756 nt
Organism: Penaeus indicus
Lineage: Eukaryota; Metazoa; Arthropoda; Malacostraca; Decapoda; Penaeidae
Exons: 4
Coding region: 1-549 (182 amino acids)
Source: RefSeq, a predicted model, not a curated record